Penicillium riverlandense is the source of this 7137-nucleotide messenger RNA. RefSeq names its product putative sensor histidine kinase/response regulator. The record is from RefSeq and is a predicted model, not a curated record. Lineage: Eukaryota; Fungi; Ascomycota; Eurotiomycetes; Eurotiales; Aspergillaceae. The coding region runs from base 1 to 7137 and encodes 2378 amino acids. The transcript is spliced from 3 exons. Gene Ontology annotation, biological process: protein autophosphorylation; phosphorelay signal transduction system. Gene Ontology annotation, molecular function: phosphorelay sensor kinase activity; histidine phosphotransfer kinase activity; ATP binding.
AUGGAGGAAAGCCACUCGUUUGGGGAAGACCUGCCGCUCCCACCGGCCCGACUCUUUGAACGUCUCAGCCAACUGCCUGGAUAUACGUGGGACCAGUCAAUAGAGCCCUUCCAUUCAACCUAUAAUCAUUGGCACAUUUCGGGAUUUCGUCAUGCGGUUGAAAACGACCUCUCGACCCCCUUCGCGACCUCCUCCGGACCCACCUCGUCCGGUCCGUCCAGUUUGACCCGCUACUCGCCUCGCACCGAAAUUCGACGACCUGGACGCACCCUGAACCGGCGAAUCAGCAUCAGCGAAACAAGCAGCGAGCUCUCGCUUUCACGGGGCGACCAGGACCAGUUGUGGACCCCCGUCAUCGCUCGGAUAUCGACCAACGUCGUGAGGCUAGAACGGGAGUUCCACAUGCUGAUGUCGGUUGUGCAAACAUCGGACCCGGACUGCAAUCAUACAAUCAGGCCUAUUGAUCUCAUCCGGCUGCCACCGGAUCCUGGGGAUACAAGAACACUGUUGGUUGCAAUCUUUGAAUCACCAGGUCAUGACACGCUGCGGGACCUGGUUACUUUUGGGCCGGCUUCAUUUGCAGCUGGGGUCAAGAGCGACAGCAACAACGUGACCCCCGGAGAGCAGAUUCCCCUGCCCGCAUUCUUUGAUUUUGCAUUGGGUGCCUGUGACUGCUUGGAGAUUCUUCACUACGGCAUGAAAACAGUCCAUGGCGAAAUUCGCGGAGAUGCGUUCCAUUUCAACGGUGACACCGGUACAGUGAAGCUCGCCAAUAUCGGCAAUGGCGCGCGGUCUUUUGAUAAUGUUCUCAGCGAGGGCUGGUCUUCAGUCUCCCGGGAACUUGGAGCAAAGUACAAACUACAAUUUAUUGCUCCAGAGCAGACCGGCAGAAUGCCCACCGAACCAGACAGCCGCACAGAUAUCUACGCUCUCGGUCUUUUCUUCUGGUCGAUGUUGGUGGGGAAGCUGCCCUUCGAAGGCAGUGACCCCGUUGACGUGGUCCAGAAUGUCCUCGGCAAAAAAUUGACCCCGGUCUCGGUUAAGCGAAUGGAUGUUCCAGAUGCUCUUUCAGCCGUCGUCCAGAGGAUGACUCAGAAAGUGGCCCAGGAUCGCUAUCACACGAUUUCUGCCGUUAAGAGGGACUUGUCCCAGAUUGCUAGGCUCUUGGGUGAUGGCGACAGCGAAGCGCUGAACACGUUCGAGGUUGCCCAACAUGAUGUUUCCUCCUUCUUUACCCUCCCAAGUCGGAUGUUUGGGCGACAGCGAGAAUACGACCUGAUCAUUAGUGUGGUCCAGAAAGUCCUCCGGCGUCAGAGAGCGCAACUCGCCAGAGCUUCCACGCAAAGUCCGGGCACGGCGCAUGCCCUGGCUUCAAAUCCCUCCGUUUCGGAUGGCCGUGGAGAUAGCUUUGAACUCGCGUCCGCUUCGAGUGAUUCUGGAUCGUUCCAGUUGCCUCCCAGAACUGGCUCCAAUGCCACCACCGCCUACCACGUGGGGCAUGGUGAUUCAACGUUAACCAGUGAUACGGCAGUGUCAACACCAAAACAUGCAUACUCUACCAGUGUGCAGGAGGCUACCUCAAGCACUGGCAUGUCCAUUCCUGGCAAACCGAAGAGCCCGUCGCAUUCCCGCUCGUCUCACACUACCGACCGUGACAGCUCUAGUGGCACGAAUACCAACAGCCAGCCAUCCACAGGAGCCCAUCCGUACAGCCAGUCUGACCCGUUGAAUUCCUACACCAAGCAAAAAUCCGGGCUGAAAUUCCGCCGGGAUGGACGUUGUGAGUUGAUCACGAUCAGUGGUGCUGCUGGGAUUGGAAAGACCGAUCUUUUGAAUCGCGUGCAACCAACCAUUCGUAAACUGGGUUGUAUCGCUAUCACGCGCCUUGAUCGAGCAAAAAGGGUCCCCUUUGAGCCGUUCGCCAAGGUUCUCGCUAGUCUCCUGCGCCAGAUCUUCUCAGAACCAGAUGUCACGACUGACUAUCACAACAGCGUUCGGAUGGCUUUGCGACCGAUGUGGCCUACUCUUCACAGGGUUUUGGAACUACCGGAACAACUAAUGUCCCCGGGAGUAAAAUACAGACCGUCUUCACCGAAGAGCUCGGCUGCUCAAUACAUUUUCAAGGAUAGUGCUUCCAAGGGCGAGCCAGCCAAGCGGAACAGCUUCCCUUGGUUGAACAAGGAUCAAACAGCAGCCGACUUCUUCUUGUCAGAUGCUGCCUCCAAUCAUAUUCGCCUGAUGGAGACCUUUAUUGAGAUUUUGAGGACUCUCUGUCAGUUCCGGUUGAUCACAGUCUGUAUCGACGACCUUGAAUAUGCGGACGACGAGACUUUGGAGCUGGUUUUGAAUAUCAUCAAAGCAAAGCUGCCUUGCGUGCUUAUACUGACGAGCCGCAAGGAUGAAAUUGCCUCUGACAACGUCAGGUCCUUGUUCGAAUCAAAUGGUUCCAACAUAACACGCAUCGAGCUUAAUCCUCUUGCAGAGUCUGAGGUUAUGGAAUUGAUCGCAUGCACGAUGCACCAGGAGCCUAAUCCAACCCUAACGCCGCUCGCUGCCGUUGUUCAGGAGAAGAGCCAAGGAAACCCCUUCUACGUGCGGGUGAUGCUUGAAACUUGCUAUCGAACGAAUUGCAUUUGGUAUUCGUGGAAGGACUCGAGGUGGCUAUUUGAUCUCGAUCGCAUCUUUACCGAAUUCGUGGCCCCCGUGUACGGAGAAGGGCUGGGCCUGGGUUUCCUCACUAAGCGCCUCCAGGAGAUCCCGCCUGCUGCGAGGUCCAUCAUGGUCUGGGGAGCUUUGCUUGGAAGCACCUUCUCAUUCUCUUUGGUGCAGAAGCUCCUCACCAGCGAGUUUCUUUAUUCUUCCGAGGAUGAUCAGGAUCAGGACCUGACAUCGCCGCAAAAUGCCACCCUUGUCAGGAAGUCAGAUGGCGAUAUAGUCGUCGGUCUUCAGUACUUGGUGCAGUCCAAUCUUUUGAACCCAGGCAAAACUGAUGACGAGUUCAGAUUCGGGAAUGAUCGUCUUGCGCAGGCUGCUCUUUCCCUAAAUGAGGGCCGAAAUGUGGAGAAAAUGCAUUUUAUUGUCUCCCAAGCGUUGAUGAAAUACUACCACGAUCAUCGCAGCCGGUACGCAAUGGCGCACCAUGUGGCUCUUGCGUCCCGAAUCAUCAAGUCUCGCGUUUCCAAGAGAAUCGAAUACCGACGGAUUCUAUGGGACGCUGGGCAAACAGCUGCUCAGUCUGGAGCACGACCAUCUGCCCUCUGGUACUUCCGUCAUUGCAUUGCAUUGCUUCAAAACCAGCCCUGGGAUGGCAGUAAAAAGGAUGUCUAUUACGACGAAACUUUGCGGCUUUUCAUUGCCGCUGCCGAAAUGUCAUGGUCCCAGGCUCAGCAUACCGAGGCCUUGAAACUGAUCGACGAGGUUUUUGUCCAUGGCAAAACUGCAGUGGACAAAUCGAGAGCUUGGGUCGUCAAAGCCAAGAUUUUUGCUCAAUUGGGCGAUCAUCAUCGUUCGAUGGAAGCGUUGCUCACCUGUCUCGAUGAACUUGGCGUCCAUCUUCGGGCUCCCACGACUUUGGAAGAGUGCGAUGUAGCCUACUACAAGCUGAAGUCGUACCUUGAGGCGGCUGACUUGGACUCAAUUGCCGAAAAAGCCACCAGUAAGGAUCCGGUCCUCAUCACUAUUGGAGCAGUCAUGGCAGAAGCAAUGUCCGUGACUUACUGGGAUGAUGCGUUGACCUUCUAUCGGAUGGCGAUUGAAAUGAUGAACGUUCACAUUUUCAAAGGUGGGUUCACACCGAUUUCGAUCGGAUGUUCUCAUCUUGCCAUGAUCGCCCUGAGCCGCUUCAAAGACAUUCAAUUCGGUGCUAAACUCAGUGACUUCUCGCUCUCGCUUCUUGAGCGAUGCCCUGAACUAUGGACCCAGAGCAGAGGAUCUAUUGCGCACAAUCUUUUCGUGAGCCAUUUGCGCAUCCCGUUGGUAUCGACUCUACCUUCACUCGAAGCCUCCUUGGAGGCGUCAUUCACAAUGGGCGAUCCCUCUAUUACCCUGAUCAGCAUUUCGUCAAUGGCCAUGACCCGCCUCUAUCUUGGCCAAGACAUGGCUGAGCUGGAAGCCUUUUGCGUGGAAACUCCAGAAGACAUUCCGGAAUGGAUGCGAGAUACCCGUGGUGGAGCCAGCAUAAUUACCGUGCGGCAAGUUGCACGAGCGCUCCAGGGUAAAACUGAUUUCCGAGCCGAGCAAGGUAUCAUGUCAGACCGAGAACACAAUGCGAUUGAAUACAUGGCGCACUUGGACGCCAAUUCCAGUAACGUUGACAGGCCUCGGGAUAUCUAUUGGGGUCUUGCCAUGAUGCCCCUGUUCCUGUUUGGGCAUCAUGAGAAGGCCGUCCAAGUGGGUACACAGUUACUGGACACAAAACACAGACUCUGGUCCGUGCGUGUGUCCUACGUGAUUUACUUCUACCUGGCCAUGUCCCUUCUCACGCUUCACAACGAUAAUCCCGGCCACGGAUACCUCGACGGGGAAAUGGAGACCGUUCUCAAGUACAAAGCUGAGAUUGACUUCGCUCGGAGUGCCUCGGAUGUCAAUUAUGGCAUGUGGUCGCUGCUGCUGGAAGCGCUCAUCGCAGAAGUACGGAAUGAUCACUCCGCUGCGAUUCAACAUUACGAGGCGGCUAUCGAUCACUGCCAGGUCCAUGCGUGGCCCUUGGAAGAGGCUCUCGCUCUGGAAUUGCAAGGUGAAUUUCUGGUGAGACGCGGAGCGAAACGCGCAGCUCGGGCGCUGCUGCAGGAGGCUAUCGCAGCUUGGGGCUCCAUUACUGCGAAUGGCAAAGCAGCACAUAUUGCCGAGAAGCACGAAUGGCUGCUCAAGACAGCAACCUCGGCGAAGACAAUUGAUGUUGGUUGCCAAACUGUCGAUUCUCUAAUUGAGAUCGGCCGCGACCCUGGGCCGGAGCAGAUCUCUGAUCCUCAAAACAUUGCAGAGGAUGAGAGGCAACAGCAAUGGAUUGAACAGAAUGGUGUCACUACGGGUGAACGGUCGAUGGAUAUCUCAAGCGUUGGACUCGACAUCAUCGACCUGUCUAGCAUUCUCGACUCUAGCCAAGUCAUGUCAUCUGAGCUUCAAGUCGAUAAGCUUUUCACGAAGAUGCUUGAGAUCAUCCUUGAAUCAUGCAAUGGCGCCGACUUCGCCGCCAUUGCCACGGACUUUGACGAGAACGGUUUCUCAAUCGCUGCUACAAACGAUGCGGAAAAGGGCCAGAAAGCCUAUACAGAUGGCUUACCGUUCUCUGACAUGGAGGACAAGAUGGCGCAGCACAUUUCGCACUAUGUCAUGCGCACGAAGGAGGAAGUCCUUGUCCACAAUGUGCUCGAGGAUGAGCGCUUCUCCAAUGUGAAUGACGCCUAUAUGGCUAACUUUCCGAUGGGCCGGUCUGUGAUUGCGCUGCCAAUCGUGCAAGCGGAGCAUCUCCUUGGAGUUAUCCAUUUGGAAGGGAAGCCGAACUGGUUCACCCAACGGAACGUUGUUGUUCUUCAUCUUCUGUGCAACCAAAUGGGAAUCUCAUUAUCCAACGCUCUGCUCUUCCGCGAGAUUCGCAAGGUCAGCGCCAAAAAUGCCUCCAUGAUUGAAUCUCAGAAGCGUGCACUCGCACAGGCGCGCGAAGCAGAGCAGAAGGCUAAGGUGGCAGAGGCGGAAGCCAAGCACAACGUCAAGCUCAAGGAGGACGCUGCAAGGGCAAAAUCCAUCUUCCUUGCCAACAUCUCCCACGACUUGCGCACUCCGAUGAACGGUGUUAUCGGUCUUUCGGAGCUGCUCAAGGGCACUGUGUUGGAUAAGGAGCAGGACGAAUACGUUGAAUCGAUCCGCGUCUGCGCCGAUACGCUGCUCACACUCAUCAAUGAUAUCCUCGACUUUUCGAAGCUGGAAGCUGGAAAGAUGAAGAUCUCAACAGUGCCGCUCAAUCUGAAAGAGACCAUUUCGGAGGUCAUUCGUGCACUACGCUACACACAUCGCGAACGGGGCUUAGACACGAUAGAGGACCUGGACCGUGUUCCGGCGGGGCUUGUAGUCCUUGGAGAUCCGGUUCGAUUGCAUCAAAUCUUCAUGAAUCUCCUCAGCAACAGCUACAAGUUCACACCCAAGGGUUCCAUUACUGUCAAAGCGAAGGUUGUUCGGGAGGGCAAAGGCCGCAUCCGCCUCGAAUGCUCCGUGGCCGACACUGGUAUUGGCAUUCCCGAUGAGCAGCGAGCACGGCUCUUCCGCCCUUUCACGCAAGCCGAUCCUUCAACAGAACGAUCGUAUGGUGGCAGCGGGCUGGGUCUCAGCAUCUGCAAAGCGAUCAUCGAGGAUGUUCUCGGUGGCGCCAUCUGGCUUGAGUCAACGCCCGGUGCGGGAACAACUGUGACCUUCCAUCUGGUCUUCAACAAAGCCCCCAAGAAGACUGUGGCAAAGACCCCAUGGUCUCAGGAUCUGACCGAGACCGAGAGCCAGGGAGCACCUCGGCCACUCGCGCGCGACCUCACCCAGAUCCCACGCGACCACAUCCGCGUCUGCAUUGCCGAAGACAACCCCAUCAACCAAAAGAUCGCCGUCAAGUUCGUGACGGGUCUAGGCCUCCAGUGCGAAGCAUACAGCGACGGCAGACAAGCCGUGGAGGCCUUACGGCAGCGAUCAAGAGAAGGAAAUCCAUUCCACGUCGUCUUGAUGGACGUCAUGAUGCCCACUCUGGACGGCUACAACGCCACCCGCGAGCUGCGCCGUGACCCGGACCGAAAUGUGAACGAGGUGCUCGUUAUCGCCAUGACCGCCAGUGCCAUCGAGGGCGACCGGGAGAAGUGUCUCGAAGCCGGCAUGAACAAUUACCUGCCCAAGCCCGUCCGGUCCCCAAUCCUAAGCGAGCUGCUGGACAGAUAUCUCGCUCCUGUGCCUUCUUAUCCGCGAUCCCGUCUCGCUAUCCGAGAAAAGGGCUCGAGGUCGAGUAUCGGCAGAGACGCCGGUGGGCCAGCCAGUUUCUCCUCGUCGGCUUCCGAGGAGACGAGACGCUCGUCUACUCGUUCAUCGUCUACUCCAACACCGUCUACCCCGACCCCAACUCCAUCUACUCCGACGCCGUCCGCUCCGUCAGGCGAGAAAAACUGA